CCCCCCACUAGCCUCGAAUUCAGUUCCUCUAUCGACCUGCCCUUGGGUGGGCUUUCUAUGACAUCAGGAACUCCUCCACAUCCGAAUGACAAUCGUGUUGGCUUUGAAAACAUCACUUCUCUGGCUGCCAAUGACCCCUCUUCAUCAUCACCGACUCACAAUAUUUCAAGCCUAUCUUCAGAUCAGCCUGUUAAUCAUUUGUCAGUCUUAGGUCAGUCAUCUGGGCAUCCUGCUUGCGAGCUGGAGAGAUUUUGCUUGCAACAGGAGUUAGAUGAUACUCGAAAUCAACUUGAUUCUGUAGGUCUCUUCUGCCUUUUACUUUUCACUCUAAGCUCGAAACAGGACGAACUUGAUCAUCUUCGUCAAGAACACGAAGAAACAAUUCGUCAGCUUCGUGGUUCAAUCUCCCUGAUAUGCUCUAUUCUUGGUAGCAGUCCCUCUCAAUUAAUUUCUCGGCAGAAUACAUCUAUUUCAUCCGCUAAUCAAGGCCGCAUAAACUCUGACUCGGAUCAAUCCUUCAAUACACAUCUUGAGUCUUUAUCUAUUAAGCCAGAUCCACCAUCACUCCUUUCAGAAACAGAGGGCUCAUGUCGAUCUGCUUCAGCUAUGGCUGGCAGUCAGAAUAAUUGCUGCACAACUCAACCUGAUUUAGUUUCUACCAUCAAUUCUACAAUUGACGCUGAAUCACCUACUAGUCAUGCAUAUGAUUCCUCAUUAGCUGAACUUUUAGAUAACCCGUUGAUCCAUGCUCUUUUACAAGCCGGUGAGGAGCGCCCUUCUCAUUUCGAAACCUUAGAUCCUUCCCAGCUUCAUCAGACAGAUUCCGAACCCGAGUUAGCCUCUAGCGCUCAGACGGAUCACGAUUCUUCUGUAUAUAUUAAAAAGAUUGAUGACCCACUGGGUCAGCCGGGCAUGCAACCACUCUCUGAGUCAAGCAAGGCCUCUGGCUUUAAUUUCAGUCACGCGUUCAAUCCCGCUUGUUUAACUCAAAGGCAAAUGACCGAGCUAGUGAGGUACUCCUGA
Protopolystoma xenopodis is the source of this 1023-nucleotide messenger RNA. Lineage: Eukaryota; Metazoa; Platyhelminthes; Monogenea; Polystomatidea; Polystomatidae. The record is from the annotation of a GenBank genome assembly.